This is a messenger RNA of Rosa chinensis, 1636 nucleotides long. RefSeq names its product thylakoid membrane protein TERC, chloroplastic. Lineage: Eukaryota; Viridiplantae; Streptophyta; Magnoliopsida; Rosales; Rosaceae. The transcript is spliced from 15 exons. Gene Ontology annotation, cellular component: membrane. The record is from RefSeq and is a predicted model, not a curated record. The coding region runs from base 179 to 1309 and encodes 376 amino acids.
UCCCUAGUUCAGAUUCUGGAUAUGUCAAUUUCUCUCUCAGCAUGGCCAGUUAUUCCGAAACAAAGAGGAUAAGAUAAUACCACUCACAUUAUGCAACUCCUUUUCUCUUCUUCCCCACUCUUCCUCUUCCUCUUCCCCAUUUGAAUUUGCCACCAAAUUCUCUCCCUCCCUCUUAGCCAUGGGCGUGGCUUCCGUCAUCCACAACGGCGUUCGCAUUCCUCUCAAAUUCAACUCCGACCUUCCUAGGGUUUCAUCGCGAUCCCCAGCCCCAAAAUGGAGCAGACCUCACUCCAUUCACCAUCUUGUUCUUCGCCUCCGCACAGGUGGUGGUCGUGGUCGACAGUCUGUGCCAAUCGUGUGUUCUAGAGCAACUGAGCAGGACGAUGAUGUAUUUACUUCAGAAGGCGAGAGGAUUGAUCCUCAGUCAUAUGAUGGCAUUAGUAAUGUGGACACUUCUCACACUUCCACUCCGGAUAAAUCUAAGGGAGCUGAAGCUUAUGUUACUUCUGUAAGAACUGUAGCUUUUUGGGUGUGUGCAGCGGUAGCAUUUGGAGUUGGUGUGGGUUUUAAAGACGGUGUUGGCAAGGCAACCGAGUUUUUUGCCGGGUAUUUACUGGAGCAAAGUUUGUCAGUGGAUAACUUGUUUGUGUUUGUUCUGAUUUUCAAGUACUUCAAAGUGCCACUUAUGUAUCAGGGUCGUGUUCUUUCAUAUGGUAUUGCUGGUGCAAUCAUCUUUCGGUUGACAUUAAUACUACUCGGAACAGUCACACUCCAGAGGUUUGAGGCAGUAAAUCUUUUCCUCGCUGCAAUACUACUUUACUCAUCCUUCAAGUUAUUUUCCAGUGAAGAAGAUGACACUGAUCUAUCUGACAACUUUGUUGUGAAGACAUGCCAGAAAUUUAUCCCUGUCACCGCUGCUUAUGAUGGCAAUCGAUUUUUUACAAUUCAAGAGGGUGUGUGGAAGGCCACACCUUUACUUCUCACGGUAGCAGUUAUUGAGCUCAGUGAUAUAGCAUUCGCUGUCGACUCUAUACCAGCAGUUUUUGGAAUUACUCGGGAUCCUUUCAUAGUUUUCACUUCUAAUCUAUUUGCCAUCGUAGGUUUAAGGUCGCUUUACACACUCAUUUCUGAGGGUAUGGCAGACUUGGAGUAUUUACAGCCAUCAAUCGGUGUUGUUCUGGGCUUUAUUGGGUGUAAAAUGAUCCUGGAUUUUUUUGGGUUCCACAUAUCAACAGAGGUGUCUCUCGGUUUUGUAGCUACAAGUCUUAGCACUGGGGUGCUAUUAAGUCUAAUGAAGAAAUCUGACUAGCUUAUGAAGUAAUUCAAGCUCAGAGCAGUGUAAGGAAUACGCAGAUGGGAAACAUGUGAGGUUCAAGUUCGAAGGAAGUCUUGGAAUGGGUUUGCCGUGGGUGAUACGGAGACUGAAAAUUCCUCUUCAUCCAACAACGACAAACCAAUAACGCUGUGUCAUCAAUUGAUUAAUUAUAUAAGCUGGGUGAAUGAAGUCAUUCAGUUUUGUAAAUUUGGUUGUAAUGAGAAACAGAGGAAUGGUAGAAAAUCUCUUAGAUUGAUGUACAGUAGCAAGUUAUACAGUAAUUCUUUUGACCAAAUUAUUCUUCGUUCUUUUUUGGCUGAA